Manduca sexta (tobacco hornworm) is the source of this 3489-nucleotide messenger RNA. RefSeq lists its product as uncharacterized. The transcript is spliced from 6 exons. The record is from RefSeq and is a predicted model, not a curated record. Gene Ontology annotation, molecular function: chitin binding. The coding region runs from base 312 to 1859 and encodes 515 amino acids. Lineage: Eukaryota; Metazoa; Arthropoda; Insecta; Lepidoptera; Sphingidae. Gene Ontology annotation, cellular component: extracellular region.
GGUAAAUGUCAUCCAGUCUUGUUUGAUACACAACAGAGCGAGCGCGCGCGUUUCAAACAAUACGCCGACACAUCGAAUGAGAAUUUAAAAAACGAACUCUUAUAAGUGACUGCCAGUGAUUAUAUUUAUAAAAAAAAACGUAUCAACGUUAAUUCCAAAUUUAAAUUGUUAGAGAACGUGUUAAUUAAAUUGUCACUCACAUAUACGAGUUUAAAAUAAACUUUAGUAAUAAGACUGUUAUAUUUCUAAAAACGUAGUCAGUGAGGUAUGUUAGUUUAAGAUCUAAGAACAGUGAGUGUUAAAAGGCAGACAUGGGUUACAGAGACCUCUUGCUAGUGUGUGCCACCGUUUUGUAUUUAUAUUCAUUUGUAGUCGCUACACAGGACAUACCAGUGACUACGGAUCGCGCGGGAGGUACAUUAGGACUUAAAAUACCACCUACAAGCUUCACAUGCCAGGGUCGAGCGGCGGGGUAUUAUGCCGAUCUUGAAACUGGAUGUCAGGUAUACCACAUGUGCGACGGGCUAGGUCGUCAGUUCAGCUACACGUGUCCAAACACCACGCUGUUCCAGCAACGCAUGCUCAUCUGCGACCACUGGUACAUGGUGAACUGCUCCAUGUCCGAGAGGGAUUAUAACGCCAACCUGCUUAUUGGUCAACGGGACAAACCGUUUGUAUCAGACGAGGAGAUGCGCCUGCGCACGCCGCGACCCGACAUCCUCUCCGUGCCACUAAAUAACAAUUAUUACGACGGACUUAAGGAAGCUGAGGCCAAGUUUCCUCUACACCCCGGCAACAGCAUCGUGGGCGUCGCUGAUACCAUCUCCGACGAAGAUGACAACGGUCUAGACAGCGGGAAACGCAACUACAGACCACCGACCUCCUGGUCAAUGAGGAACAGGCGACCCAACGUAGCCAUCAACGUAAAUGACAUCGACAGCAUCGCUGGCGCUGCCUCCCAAGACCCCGGACCCACCAUCAGACCAGUGACAAAGGUCCAGGAUAUCCCAGUCUAUGCAGGAGUACCAAUCACAGUACCAAGCAAGGAACUAAGCCCGCCUUUACUCCCAACAACUACAGAAGCAGUUUCAGAAGAAGAUUUACCUACCACUACUGAUGUUGUGUACAACUUUAUCAGACGUUUUGAUCCCAACUCCCCCGAUUCUUUGAAGACUGCCAUUAGUAAAUCAGAAAUUUUGGAUCUUAACAAACAUUUACCAGAGGGUCAAGUCAGUUCUGAAGAUGAACGCACUCCUAGAAAGAAUAAGAAUUUCGAUAAAAAUCUGAACAAUUUCCACAGUGAUAAUGACAAGAGUUUUACUGAGCGAACGAGGUUUGACACUGUUAAUAUUAAGUCCAACCCUACUGAGAGUGUGACUACUGUACCUCAAGUUCCAACCCCGGAUAGAGUUCUGUUGCCUCCUAAAACAGACUACGCACCUCUCCCAUCAACUACUAUGGGACCACCUAUUUACUACGAAUGGAAGUGGGCCGUCCCAGCCUUUGAACUUGAAUUACCCAAAGAAGGUAACAUAACUAAUUCAACCAAUACUCAACGCACCAGGUCCAUAGGAAAAAGUCCAUUCAGCACCGUCACUCGAUACACAAUCCCAGACGAAGAUGCGACUCCGAAACCCCGUGAUGUCGAAUACAACAUCAGCUCGUAUUUUGUCCCAGACUACGUGUUUCCUCUGGACAAAUCUCACCCAGGGUAUGAGGACGAUGAUGCCCAAACCUCGUUCCAAGUUCAAGUGUCACGACCGGGCAGGUCGAGUUAUGGUGAGAACCCUGAGUGUCCACAAUGCCACCCGGCAUAUUUGAAGGCUGGUACGUGUGAGCCAUGCAUUGUGAAGCGGUAACCUUGUGUGAAUGAUUAAUUGUUAAGUCUUCAGAGUUCAUUAUAACCUCUUUCCCGAAUUAAAGAUGUCUUCUGGUCAUGACAAUACGUUGGAUUAUGAUUGUGAUAAAUGAUAGCUUAAGUCAAGGAUGAAAUUCAACCUUUCCUACUGCCAAUGCUUUACGAUAGGUCCUUAUUUCACUAAGCGUCUUUUGGUAUUAUAUUUGCGAAUUUGUUGUAAUACGCGAAUCUAAUUUGUUAUAAGAGUCUUUUUGUACUGUAUUUAAAAGACUAGAUUUCGGAUAUUUGAAAUUACAACCAUAUCUAUUGUUUUUUCAAAGGCAAUAAUUAUAAAAGCAUAUCGUAAAAUCUUUAUGAUUAUUUUUACAUUAUAUACAAUAGACUGUUUUGUUCCUGUUACCAGUGCAAAUAUUAUUAUAAGACCUCAAAUACCUAUGGAGUAGUAUCUAUCUAUAAAUCCUAUUUUAUUAUUAUUAUGGGAUUCAGAAUUAAAAGUUAUAUGAACUUAAGGCGAUACUUCUUUACUUCUUUACUUGCCAAUACUGGUUUAGUUACCCAGAUUAAAGGUGAAACAAAAUGUAUGAAAAUGGACCUUGAGGUAUCGCCUUAAUAGUACCUAACCACGUGCCUUCAGGAAAAAAAUCGAAAUAUUGCUUUAAUAUUUCCUGAAUAGAUAUAUUGAUCAUAAAUAAGAUUUUUAAAUUCCCUACACGUAUUAAAUCAUUUGCCAAAGUAGCUUAUUGUAAUAUUAUAGCGAACUUGAUUAGGUACCUAUCUACUUACAAUGUAUUUUUUGUAAAAUGAUUGUAUUGAUUUAUACCUACUAGUUUGAUUUAAAAAGAAGAUAUAUUAAAAAUAUAAUCGAUGUGGAAAGAUACAGAAAGACAUAAUAUUAUUGUACCAUUCAUUCAAUAAAACGCACUGUUCCCGAGGGAUAGAAAUUGAUUUACAAGAUCUACAUUGAGGACCCCUUUAUAUUAUGUUAUCACGCCUCCCCAGGGAGGCGUGUCACCCACAUACAAUAUGUUUAGUAUAAAAAUAUAAUUGAAGCAUUUGUGUUCAGUAUGUAAAAAAAAUUAUAGCGACUUUGAAAAAAAUAUAAAAUCUAGAUUUGUCUACACAUCAACCAUGGUCAUUAAAACAGUGCCUUAUUUACUUAAGAUUAUCAUUAACUUCUACGCUCUUAUUUAUAAUUUUAUAUGUUUUUAAGUGCCGUUACCUAUAAGAAUAAAUUUAAAUAAAGUUAUUGUAAAAUAAAAUAUUAUCAUGUUUUUUCUUUCCAUCCUGUUUAUAAGUGGGCAAAAAUGGGUUAUCGCGACCAACUCUUGGGAAGUGAGAGGAAAGACAAUAUUGAAUAUGUAUUUCAUUUCGCAUAGCGACAUCUUUUAUCAUAGUCUAUUGACUUUUUCUGCUCUGUACUUAGUGUGAAGUCUGAAAUGUUAUCCGGCAAAAGGUAAUAAACUCGUCUCCUACAUGGGACCUAACAUAACUGGUGAAAUGUGUGAGUGAACAAAAAUAAUUAUUAUAUUAUAUUAUAUUAUGAAAAGGGAAAGAUACUUACUUACCUUGCAAGAAGGAAAAGGCGUGAUUAUAUAUUUUUUUUUUAUAAUAAAUAUAUCUGUACAGCGACA